This is a messenger RNA of Symbiodinium natans, 2379 nucleotides long. NCBI's taxonomy places the organism in Eukaryota, Dinophyceae, Suessiales, Symbiodiniaceae. The record is from the annotation of a GenBank genome assembly.
AUGCCUUGCGAAGACGUGCGGACCUGCACAGAACUCCGCUUCGGGCCCGUUGAAGAUGAGGUGACUCUCCAUGACCAUUGGAGAUCAGAGGAUCCAAAGACACGCGAGCCAAGUGACGAGGACGAGGACGUCGUUUCGCCUUUCUGGAGGGUCGUAGAGCAUGAGGGAACAGCUGGAUGUCUCAAGCUGCUGUGCAGGAGGUCGAAGAAACAUCUGGCACCGUGGCCCGCAGCUCGUACCUGCUACAUCCACAUGGUGGUACCCGGCCUAUGCUUUGCAGAAUCAGGGCCUUUUGAGCGCACUGAGGUCGGCACACGAACAACUAGAACGACCAGAACCCUGAAAACGCCAGACAUGCGCAAGGGGCGAGGGCCCAAUGCAUGGCACACCUCAUGGAGCUCUUGCGAGCUGACGCUGGAAAGUAGCGUCUUCCCUUCUCCCAAGGACAGAUCACAAAGUGCACCAGGAGUCGACCAAGAGCACUUCCCUGAAAGCCUGGCAAGCGCGAAGGAGAGCAGGGUGAACUGGAGCCAGGACGAAGUGGAAGACAGGAGUCCGAAGACACCAAAGACUCCUAAUUCAGGCCAUCGCAGCAUGACCAGCAGGAGUUCCCGAAGCUCCUUCAGCCACUUGUCUGAGAACGCCCGGAGGGCCGCGAUGACGCGCAUGGCCAUGGCCGAGCUCAACAUCGACCUGGAGGAUCCCGACGGCUGCUCCGAGGGCCGGUCGGGCGGAGGCAGCGUGCUUGCGCGCGCCGCCAGCGCGGUGUCGCGCAUGCUGCGUGCCGGCUCCUCGCUGUCCAGUAUGCUGGGCUCGACUUCGCGGACAACGCAGCGCAUGCCCACACUGACGUCCAUCAGCCAGAGGCGAACCCUAGCUUCGAUGGUUUCCUUCCGCUUGAACUCCCCGCAGCUCCUUCGGGCCACCAGGGCCUACAAGCCCCUGGUCAACCUCGGGGCCGUCUUGCGAGACCGAAGGUCUACGCGAAAUGGCUUCGGGAGGUCUCUGAUCGGUCAAGCCAUGGCGUCUGCAGAGAACGUCGUCAGACGCACAGAGUCCUUCGAUGACUACAUGCUGAGCUUCCAGACCCGGGAGAUCGACCAGUUCUGGUCCCAUAGCUGGAGGGCCAACACCUUUUUGAAGGUCAUGGUGCUGCUGCUGUACUACAACCAAGCGCCAGCCGUCUUCUUGAGCAUCCUCAGCGGAGGUGUCGGGAUGGCCUUGAGGGCUUUCCACCUGCUGCCCUACUUUGUAGAGCUGGAGUCCGCUGUGGUGGGUGGAACCUAUUACUAUGCGGCUUGGACUUCCAUCUUUGGCCUCACGACCUUUCUGUCGGUCCUCUUCCUCUGGCGACCGAAGCAGAAGGUCUUCUUGGAUAAGGUUUGCAUCCACCAAAAGGACCCCGUUCUCAAGAAGGAAGGGGUGGAGAGCAUUGGCGCGUUCCUGUACUACUCCAAGACCAUGCUUGUGUUGUGGGACCCCAGCUACGCUACGCGGUUGUGGUGCGUGUUUGAGAUGGCUGCGUUUGCAUGGGCUCACAGGAACGACCUUAAGAACCGCGUGGAGAUCCGCCCGGUGAUCUUCGCGCCGGUGUACUUUGGGCUCAUGGUGACCACCGUCAUCAACUGGGCGCUCAUCUGCAUGUUCCCCAGGAAUGCCACGAUGAGCAUCACCGUCUGGCCUGCCCUGCAGUCCGUCAUCUGCAUCCUCGGCGUGCAUUUCCUGAGGUCUUUCCACAGAGACAUGACGAUCCUUCGGCAACACUUAGCCGAGUUCCAGGCAGCCAAUGCCCAAUGCUACUGUUGCAGUGUUUCGCACAGGUUGCCUGAGACAGGGGAAAGGAUUGCUUGCGACAGAGAAGUCAUCCAAGCAUGCAUUAUGACGUGGUUCGGGACUUUGGCAGACUUCGACAGCUUCGUGCAAGCUGAGCUGGCUGGCUACUUCUGGCGCUCUCUUGGUCACUUCGGUUUACCUUAUCGGUGGGUCCUGGGCUCGCAGCUGCCUGUUCUCUGGGCGUAUAUGGAUGUCGUCGCAGACAGUAUCCAGGGUGGAGAUGUGUGGUACAUCUCUUCAAUGAUUGUUGAGGGACUCUCCAUGUGGCUCUGUGCGAGCCCGCUGGUUGUAGCCUUUGUGAUUUGGGUCACCAACCUGCUUCAGAGAAAGCGGCAGAUGGCAGUCUGCGAUGCACUGGUAUCUCUGUUGGCAGCAUCCCUGGCGCUCAUUCCGCUUGGGACGUUGACGUGCCUUUGGUAUUUGUCCCGUUUCGCCAUCUCUCCUACCAACCCGCUUCCCGGCGCCAUCGUCUUUCUCAUCGUGACGGCCGAGCUGACAACGCUCACUUACAAGUGGGGGCGGUCAAACUGCUUGGCAUGCUGCUGA